GCCCAUUUCAAAGUUUCGCAAAAACUCGUGAUCUAAAAAUGGCCUCCUCUUUCUGUCUUGUUGCUCUCUUUGCAUUCCUUAUUGGCUGUCUAGCUACCGGAACUGUCUGGGAAGUCCAAUUUGAAGCAAAAGCCUCUGAUAAGAGUAAGUUUUAUGUUCUCAAUAAUUGGAAGGAGGGUAAUGGCGUCUACAAUGGCCAAGAGUCUGCUCCAUUUCCUGCCCUUCAAACUUCAGACACAAUGUUAAAGACAAUGGGAAUAUUGAGAGAGUCUGCUACAUGGGCUGGCGUUCGUCUUGGUAAUCUUUUUAGGCGUCCAAAAGCGAAUGCUCUCUUUCUUCUCGAUGGCCUUUCGGACUCUGUUAACCUUGAGUCUCUCUCGGAGCAGUCUUACCCUGUUGAUCAAACCGGUUUGACCGGAAUGACAUCAGGCGACGAGCAGGCCCUCUUCGUGGGGGACAACAUUCUAACUCACUUUGUUGGUCUGUUUGACGGGCUCUCUCUCUCGCUACGUGUCUCCUUGUCUGAUGAUGUUGAGCUUUCUGAAAAGGAUGCUCUUAUUUCAUCAGUUAAUGGACUAUUUGAUCUCACUUCUCCUGUUGAUCAAGAGUUUUUAAAGUCGGUCCUCUCCAUCAGGGACUCUGUGAAGAAGAUUUCAUCAAAAGCAGCUGCUGAUUCAGCACCAGAUGUGUAUUUAUUUAGCUUCUCAGGACUUAGAGCUUUGGGAGUCAAAUAUUCUUCUGAUUCCGAACAAAUGAAAGCAGCUGUCAAAAUAAUGAGCGACACAGUUGAAAAAGUGACACAGGAGCUUAAGAGAUUAUAUGAUGGUGACAUUGUUGUUCAAGCUCUAGUUUUACAAUGGGAAUAUUCUGACGUAAGUGACGAACAAGUCCGUGCCAUCAAGAACAUACUGGAAGCCUUCAACUUAAACGAAGCCGAGAUUGACAGCGCCUUGAAAGGCUUCCCCUCUUUAAAUCUACCAGAAAAACUGACUUCUUCUGAUCUUGCGUUGUUGUGUACUGAGCUUGGCCUGUACAUUGAGUCACAGAAUGGACGGUUGGCAGCUACUCAAUGCGACACGUCAAUUCACGGGCAAAGGAUUCGUAGAGAUAUAGACUUUGAUUUGGACGAGACUUAUUCUGCUAACAGCAACACUACUUUUGGAACUGUCAAAGGUAGAGUUGAGUCUCGCUCGGAGAACUUCUCGGCUAUAUUCCUCAUCAUAUUUGCCACAAUGGUCCCCUUGAUUCUCUCUCUCUUUGCAAUAAGUUGGGCCAUGUGGAACAUGGAUCCGGGAUCUGACAGUGUCAUUUAUCGUAAUACUGAUCCUGUGGGGAUCAAACUGGAAUGACAAUCCUGAACCAAUUUAAAUAAAUAUAGCGAGUCUUGAUAGUUAUUUUAUGCGUAGUAUUAUCAUUUAACGAGUGUUUGAUGUACGAAGUAUUAUUAUUAGUUUCUUUAUUUGCUUUUACUAAUAUUACAGACUUAAAUAAAAUAA
Amphimedon queenslandica is the source of this 1496-nucleotide messenger RNA. Its product is annotated as renin receptor-like. The transcript has 11 exons. NCBI's taxonomy places the organism in Eukaryota, Metazoa, Porifera, Demospongiae, Haplosclerida, Niphatidae. Bases 39 to 1349 code for a protein of 436 amino acids. Gene Ontology annotation, cellular component: external side of plasma membrane; membrane. Gene Ontology annotation, molecular function: signaling receptor activity. The record is from RefSeq and is a predicted model, not a curated record.